CUUAAUUCUCUGAACUGUUUCUGUUGUUAUUGUGUUUUUGUUUGCAGUACGCUUUGGGCCAUUCAUCCCAUCGGCAUGGCUUUUCGGGCACGUUCGGUCGCCCUUCUUCGCUGGGGGUUGGGGACGAGGUCGCAGGCCCAGGUUUGGGGGGCGAGGCGUGGGUUGGCGACAGUGUCGGAGGGUACGCGGGCGUAUGAUGUGGUGAUUAUUGGAGGAGGUCAUGCAGGUUCAGAAGCCUGUGCUGCGGCUGCUCGUUCGGGCGCUCGCACCGCAUUGAUCACGCCCUCGCUCUCGAAUAUCGGCGUCUGUUCAUGCAAUCCGAGUUUUGGUGGAAUCGGAAAAGGUACCAUGAUCCGCGAAGUGGAUGCGAUGGAUGGUGUUGCGGGUAGAAUCAUCGACAAAGCCGGUAUCAUGUUUCGCACUCUCAACCGAUCGAAAGGCCCUGCCGUUUGGGGUCCGCGCGCCCAGAUCGACCGCGAUUUGUACAAGAGGUACAUGCAGGAGGAGUUGCAAGGAACGGAGGGAUUGAGUAUCCUGGAGGGCAAGGUUGCGGAUAUCGUGGUGUCGAAGGACGGUGUUGAGCACACCCCCGGGGCGCAGGGCAAGAUUGUUGGUGUCCGGCUGGAGUCGGGCGAGGUUAUACCCACGGGCAAGGUGGUCAUCACGACGGGGACGUUCUUGGGUGGAGAGAUUCAUAUCGGGCUCAAUGCAUACCCCUCUGGCCGGCUGGGUGAGGCUGCUACGUUCGGGCUCAGUAAGUCCCUUCGCGAUGCCGGGUUCCAGUUGGGUCGCUUGAAGACGGGCACGCCUCCGCGGUUGGACAGGAAGACGAUCAACUUUGCGCCUCUGGAGGUCCAGGAUGGUGAUCACCCUCCCAGCCCGUUCUCCUACCUCAACGACAGGGUUCAAGUCGACGAUGAAGGCCAGCUUACUUGCUGGAUGACCUACACCAACGACGACGUUCACGACAUUGUCCGGGCCAACCUGGACAAGACCAUUCACAUCCGCGAGACGGUCAGAGGCCCCAGAUACUGCCCUUCCCUGGAGUCCAAGAUCAUCCGCUUCACGGACAAGAAGAGACACCUGAUCUGGCUCGAGCCGGAAGGAUUCGCGCCCAACGAUGUCAUCUACCCCAACGGCAUCUCGAUGACCAUUCCCGAAGACGCCCAGUACGCCAUGCUGCGAAAGAUCCACGGGCUCGAGAACGUGACCAUGCUUCAACCAGGCUAUGGAGUCGAGUACGACUACAUCGAUCCGCGCAACCUCCGGCCGACCCUGGAGACGAAACUCAUCAGCGGUCUCUACCUCGCUGGCCAGAUCAACGGCACCACGGGUUACGAAGAAGCCACAGGACAGGGUAUCAUCGCCGGUACCAACGCCGGAUUGUCCGCACAAGGCCGGGAACCUCUCACACUGCGUCGGUCGGACGCGUUCAUCGGCAUCAUGAUCGACGACCUCAUCACCAAGGGCGUCUCAGAGCCCUACCGCAUGUUCACGACCCGCAGCGAAUACCGCAUCACCACCCGCUCCGACAACGCCGACCUCCGCCUCACCCGCAUGGCCCGCGAAGCCGGCAUCGUCUCCGACAAGCGCUGGCGCCACUUCACCGAGACAGAGGCGCAAAUCAACGAGCUCCAGACUCUUCUCGAGAACACCAAGAUGUCAUCCUACGCCUGGGUCCGCAAGGGCUUCAAAGCCCGCGUCGACCCCUCCCAGCGCUCCGCCCUGGACCUCCUCUGCCUUCGCGAAAGCGACAUCGACUCCCUCAUCCCCCACAUCGAUUCCCCCACCGGCACCGUAUACUCCGCAUCCUCCUUCGCCCCUGAGAUCCGCAACCGCGUCGCCAUCGAAGGCCGCUACGCCCCCUUCGUCAUCCGCCAAGAGAACGCCGCCCAGAAGUCCCUCCGCGACGAAAACCUCUCCAUUCCGCCCACCCUCGACUACUCCACCGUCCAGGGCAUCAGCAUCGAAGAAAAACAAGCCCUGGAGCGCGUCCGCCCCGUCAGCAUCGGCAUGGCAAGACGCAUCGAGGGCGUCACCCCAGCCGGUGUCCUCAGGGUUCUUAUGCACGUGCACAAGACAAGCAGGGACAGAGACCCAGCUCCUCCUGCAUCGGAGGGACUGGAAGAAACGCCCGAGGAUAUUAUCAGUCAGGCGCCUUGAGUUCACAUGGUUCCGGUUGUUGAUUAUUAACGGUGAUGUACGACUACUAUUGCAUAUCAGAGCGGCGGGCGAAUCGGUGUCAUUUCAGUGGUUCUGGAGGGGAUUUGUAUAACAUAUUCUUUCAUAUAUUGUAUUAUACUUUUUUGGUUAGGUUUCGGAUGAAUAUAUUGGGUCUGGG
Molecule: messenger RNA, 2341 nt
Organism: Aspergillus sclerotioniger CBS 115572
Lineage: Eukaryota; Fungi; Ascomycota; Eurotiomycetes; Eurotiales; Aspergillaceae
Product: tRNA modification protein MTO1
Exons: 2
Coding region: 76-2163 (695 amino acids)
Biological process (GO): tRNA wobble uridine modification; tRNA methylation
Cellular component (GO): cytosol
Molecular function (GO): flavin adenine dinucleotide binding
Source: RefSeq, a predicted model, not a curated record